Messenger RNA from Marchantia polymorpha subsp. ruderalis, 1629 nucleotides. Lineage: Eukaryota; Viridiplantae; Streptophyta; Marchantiopsida; Marchantiales; Marchantiaceae. The record is from the annotation of a GenBank genome assembly.
GACGACAGAGGCUGUUGGCGGAGGACGAAGUCCUUGGAAGCGAAGCCAGAGAAAGGAACGAAGCAAAGAGAGGAGCGAGAGGGAAGCGAGAACGACGGUCUAGGUUUCGAUUUGGAUCGAGGGGAGCUGAGCUUGAUUCGCGAGUGCUUGGUCUUCCCUCUGCGAAAUCGAUCCGCACUGGUAGAAUACACUCGGUCCGGGCUUUCGAUUGAGCCGUCGAUUUGGGCACAAGAAGGGAGGCAGAAUGUUGCGCCAGGUUGCAAACAGGGGACUGGCAGUGCUACGGGGAGCCGCUGCGUCUCAGCGAGCAUGUGCAACUCGGGUGGUAUCUGAUAGGCCCCAGCAGAUCCAGCAAUUCGGAGUAUUUUCACGCGAAUAUUCAACGGCAUUGAAUCUGCACCGUAAUACAUCUGACAACAAUCCAGAUGUGCCAUUCGAGUUCACGUCCGCCAACAUGGAAAAGGUCAAAGAAAUUCUUUCUCAUUAUCCAAAAAAUUACAAGCAGUCAGGCAUUAUUCCACUCUUGGACCUUGCUCAACAGCAGAACGGCGGAUGGUUGUCAAUCAACUCAAUGAAUAAGAUCGCAGAAAUAGUUGGCGUAGCUCCUAUCAGGGUUUACGAGGUGGCGACCUUCUACAGCAUGUUUAAUCGUCAAAAGGUGGGAACAUAUCAUGUGAUGGUUUGUGGUACAACUCCAUGCAUGCUGAGAGGUUCUCGCACCAUCGAAGCUACGCUCUUGAAGCAUCUCGGUGUCGAGCGUAACGAGGUUACCAAGGAUGGAAAGUUUUCUGUUGGUGAGAUGGAAUGCAUGGGAUGCUGCGUGAAUGCCCCUAUGAUAGUUGUUGCCGAUUAUUCCAACGGAGUUGAAGGAUACUCAUACAAUUACUUCGAGGAUCUUACCCCGGAGCGCGUUGUGGAAGUAAUAGAAGCCUACAGAAAGGGAGAGAAACCACCUCAUGGCACUCAACAUCCUGAGCGCCUGAAUUGCGGUCCUGCGGGAGGUCUGACUACCUUGCUUGGAGAGCCGAAACCACCACCUUGCCGGGACUUGGCAGCUUGCUGAUUUUGUUAUUUUCUUGUGGUGGACCUAACAUCUUCUACCUGAGGACGAUAAGUUGAAACAUGUUCUCGUAGGCCUCGUUUUACUUAUCAUCAGUAUGAAGAUCGGACGAACUGGUAAACAAAGUUUGAUCUCAGUUCAAUUUCUCUCUUUUCAAGUCCAACAUGGACUGCGGAAAUUCGAAGUAGGUAUCUUAAAUUUGUUAGAAGGAAGAAAAAAUAAAGUGUUCUAACUUGCACACAAUAUGCAGACGAAGUACAAACGAAAUCAAUAUAGUGCCUUCCAGGUUGAAAUAGUUUUUGUGCAUUUUGGGAUAUAGGUUGUCUAAUCAUCGCACAUCUUAUCAAGGAGUUACAUAAGCAUUACUGGUGUGAGGUGAGAUUUCCCAAUUUUGUCGAGGGAUAGGAAGGUACUGAGAAAUAAGUUAAGUGAGGUUUUCUUUACCUUUGACCUCACACUUAAGUCUGGUGCUCGGUACCGUGAUAUUCGUGGAAUUUUUUUGGUGCAUUUAUCUGGAUACUUUUCUCGCGCAGUGAUUUGUUUUUGUAGAAACUCUGGGUUGUGCUGUA